CCUAAUACGUCAAGCCAUCAUCGCGGUCCCUCGGCAGACAAAAGGAAGCCUAUAAUUAGAUUGGUCGCUAACCAGAUGUGGAUCCCCGAUCCUUACAUCUCACAAAAUCACAGAACCAGCAGAUUAUUACUCACGGGAGAUUCUCACUAAAUGCAAAAUAUGAAAUAUCAAUAGCAGGGAACUCACUCAAAAUCUCAAGAGGUGGAAACUUAUGAAAAGAACGCAUAUUUCAAAGCCCUGAUUGGACGGAAAUAUUCAAAUUGUUUUGAAUAGACCCAAAUUAGCACAUAGGAUACUGUUGACUUCUUUAUUUCCACAAGCCUCGAUUUUUUUACCAUCUUUGGGUAGUUUGUAUAUUUGACAAAUUUGGAAUGCCUUAAGACAAUGGCUGAAGUGACAAUGUGGACAGGAAUCAUUUCUUUAUUUCUGGGGUUUCUUUGCCAUAUAACAGAUUCCACGACUCUAUGUGCUCAGUGCGACUCGAAGCGCGAUCCUAAAUGUGAGAGCAACCCGCCAGACCCCUCCGACUGUCUGGAGAGGACAAGCAAAAGAAAUGGGUGCCUCAUCACCAGGAUCUAUAUUAACGAUCGACAGACGGCGUUCGUUCGUAGCUGCUCAACCUUGGAUUCUAAAGUUGACAGGGAAGGUUGUGUCAACGACACUUUGACAGCCAAUAAGAAAACUUGUUACAUACUUUGCUUUGAGGAUGGCUGCAAUAAUUCUUACAUCAUUUCCGGUUACAUUUUACAAAUAAUUUUUUUGACAAUGUCCUCUUUUAUCAUUUCAAAAAUAUUGAGCCGAAAUAGUUAAAUAGUUAACUCUCUACAUGACAAUUAUCAGUGAAAAUAAAAGAAACUAUUUAAUAUACGAGGGUUGAUCCAAAAGUUCGUGGAAUUUCUUUCCAAAAUUUUAUCGUGAUUUGAUGAAAGCAAACAAUAGGUAUAUUUAUAAUUUAGAGUCCAAAUGCAACAAUAUUGGAAAAUUUCACAACUUUCCAAUUACAAAGAAGGUCACACGAGCUUUCUGAAAAUGGAUUGUUGUGAAACCCGGGGGAGAAUUCAACGUAACGUCAAGUUAGAUAUGUCACGUUACGCUAUAGACGCAUCUCACCCUGAUGUCCAAUUGGAAUACGUAAUUCUUCAAAAUGCUGCCUUUAUCUCAAAAAAAGCCUGGAUAUCCUCUCGCAUUGACUUAUCUUCAUUUUUUUCACUGAUUUCAAAAUACUCCCCAUCUUUCCAUAUGAUGUUCCAAUUUCAGUAGCAAUGUCAAAAGCAGUACGUCAGCCGACAACGUUUAUUAACGCUUUUAAUUUGUCUAGGGGGAUAAACACUUAAAACAGA
Saccostrea cuccullata (small rock oyster) is the source of this 1340-nucleotide messenger RNA. RefSeq lists its product as uncharacterized. NCBI's taxonomy places the organism in Eukaryota, Metazoa, Mollusca, Bivalvia, Ostreida, Ostreidae. The coding region runs from base 385 to 810 and encodes 141 amino acids. Gene Ontology annotation, biological process: positive regulation of voltage-gated potassium channel activity; regulation of synaptic transmission, cholinergic; sleep. The record is from RefSeq and is a predicted model, not a curated record. The transcript has 3 exons.